Messenger RNA from Aethina tumida (small hive beetle), 2913 nucleotides. It is a transcript of the gene bma, whose product is annotated as SCY1-like protein 2. Gene Ontology annotation, biological process: protein phosphorylation. The record is from RefSeq and is a predicted model, not a curated record. Gene Ontology annotation, molecular function: protein kinase activity; ATP binding. NCBI's taxonomy places the organism in Eukaryota, Metazoa, Arthropoda, Insecta, Coleoptera, Nitidulidae. The transcript has 18 exons. The coding region runs from base 188 to 2710 and encodes 840 amino acids.
AUUACUUCGAGUAAAAAACAUGUAUAUUAUGUACAUAUGAAUUAUUUUUAAAACAAUGAAAUGCCGACCAAAAAGUGCACGAUGCCCGGUAAAAAAAUCUAAUUUGUAAAAAGGUAACUCGACAGGAACUGGAAACCAGUGUAGUGCGCGAGAGAAAAAUUAUAAAAAUUGAUGUGAUUGAUAUAUUAUGCCUGCGCCAGCAAUGUUCUCGAAAUUCAAGAGUAGCGGAGCCGUGCAGAGCCCAUUGGAAACCAAUCCUAUAGGACAGUACUUCGAAAUUGGCAAGCCCAUUGCCAGUGCCGGACCGGAAUUGGUCUGGAGGAUACACGAUGCGUACAGAAAAAGCGAUGGAAAGGAAUGCUCCGUUUUCCUAUUUGAAAAACGCCAAGCCGAAAAACUCCACAAACCGAAACGAAAGGAAACGGUGACAGAAAUUUUGCGUGCUUCAGUCCGUCAGUUGGAGCGAUUCAGGCACCCGAAAAUUUUGCACGUGCUCCACCCCAUUGAAGAAUGCUCGGAAACUCUGGCGUUCGCCUCCGAAGCGGUUUACUCGUCGUUGGCCAACAUACUGGCCUUUCAUCAAGAGGCCCACUCCAACCACGGCGGCAUCAACCCGAUGCAGGCCCAACAGCCCACGCCUAAGCCCAUGUUCGCCAGAGAGUACAAUUUCUUGGAUAUAGAAUACAAAUAUGGGAUAUUACAGAUAACGGAGGCUCUAUCCUUCCUGCACUAUUCGGGACACGUGCUGCACAGAAACGUGUGUCCUGCCAGUAUUUUGGUCACAAAGAAAGGAACGUGGAAACUGGCCGGAUUGGAAUUCACUGAGAGGGUAAAUGAUGUGGAUGGAAUCGAACCAGUUCAGUGCCAACCGUGGACAUCACGACUUUCUAAAAUGGCACAACCAAACUUGGAUUACACAGCCCCAGAAACACAGACGCAGUCGGUGUGCAGCAUCUUGAGCGACAUGUUUUCGUUGGGAAUGGUAAUCUGUGCAAUCUUCAACCACGGUAAACCGCUCAUUCAGGCCGCCAAUUCCAGUUCCGCCUAUCUGAAACAACUAGAGCUGUUAGAGGACCAAGUUCAUAACAUGAAGCCAAGGUUACCGUUGCCACUUCAGGAUGCUACAGUCCGACUUUUGAGCAAGGACACUAGACAACGACCGACCGCACAAUUACUCACCCUCAUUAAGUAUUUCAGUGAUACAGCGGUCCAUGCUUUGCAGUUCCUCGAUGUGAUAAACAUGAAGGAUCCUACUCAGAAGAAUCACUUUUACAGGAAUACUUUGAAAGACGCUCUUCCUGGAAUUCCUAAGAAAUUAUGGUACCAACACGUAUGGCCAUCACUUCAGCAAGAGAUGCGAACCCAAGAAGUGCUAGCUGCGGUCUUGCAACCGGUCUUAUAUUUAAUUCAAGAGGCCACGAUAGAGGAAUAUGAGUCCAUUAUCCUUCCGUCCUUUAGGGGUGUAUUCCAGGCCCCAAAAUCGGUCCAGGCGACCGUCACACUUUUAGAAAAUUUGCACAUAAUAUUAGAGAAAACCCCAAGAGACGACAUCAGAACUGAAGUACUACCAAUGUUGUACAACGCGUUCGAAAGUACCACCAUCCAAGUACAGAGUGCGGCUUUGGUGGCCGUGACCAACGUUUCGGAAUGCCUGGACGAGACGGCCAUUCGCAGGAUGAUCCUGCCCAAAACCAAGGUGAUCUACGAGAAAAACCAGGGCGACAUGAAAAUCGUGUCGAACGUGCUGUCCUGCGUGGAGAGGACCCUGGACCGGCUGGACAAGGGUCAAAUCAUUGACGAGGUGUUGCCCCUCCUCUACGACAUAAAACUGUCCGAUCCCCAGAUCACCCUUAGGGUCGUGAAUAUUUAUCGGUUGAUGCUGAGCGACAAACGUUACGGAUUGUCUGUGAAUUUGAUGGCGACGAAGGUGAUGCCCUCCCUCCUUCCCCAAACCGUCAACCCGUCACUCAACCUGGAACAAUUCACAAUUCUGAUCGAAGUCCUGCAGGAAAUGCUCGACCAAAUCGACAGGAACCAACGUAACAAACUAAAACUAGACAAUCUUUCCCUGCCCAGUCCCGAGAGGCACAGACCGCUCCGCCACCAGUACAGUUCGGACAACAUGCACGUGCCACCGUUCAACAUACCGAACCUGAGGAUCGAGCAGCGCAAGACGUCGAGUGCGGAGGACAUGGCCCGCAAGAACUCCACCGGCAGUGGUAUGCUGGGAGGUUGGUGGUUCGGUGGUUCGCCGUCUUCGCCGGACAGUAACUUCCUGCGGGUCGUGAACGCCUUCCCCAACCGCCGUUUGUCGGACAACACACUGAUGACGCCCAAGAUCCGCAUAGCGCCGUCGUGCGCGUCCAGUCCGGGCGGCACGCCCGGUGGUGGAUUGCCGAUACGACGCCACUCCAGCAUCGGGCCGCAGGAACGCCGAGGAUCUACAGUUAAUCUGUCACCGCCAACGGUACGGUACAGCUCGGUGUCCCGCGAGGGCUCGAGUCUUUCCGUGCCGUCGUCAUACAUUUACGUAGGGGGUUCGAUGCCGAACACGAGCAGUAGCGUCCCGUUCCUGUUGAGCGGCAGUAUGCAGAGCAUCAGGUCGUCGCGGCGACCGUCGGCGGUGCUGGGCGGGUCGCAGGGCUCUGGCUCCGGCCUGCUGCAGCAGCUCGGCUCCGGCAUGUACCAACUCUUCGCCGGACGUCAGUAAGCAGCCAAACGAUGCCGACGACCCAAAAACACUCGCACUCAUUUCGCGAUUUCUCAUUCCCUCCUCCUUUAGUUACCACCCUUGGAUUAUCCGGAUCUAUUGGAUACUUUGGAUAUUUUUGGUUCUCACCGAGGACCGGAAGUGGCAAUCCCACCAGCGACAAUCACGGACGAUCGCAGUGCCGCACGACCCCAACGGUGACG